Messenger RNA from Penicillium chermesinum, 663 nucleotides. RefSeq names its product protein tyrosine phosphatase-like domain-containing protein. Gene Ontology annotation, cellular component: endoplasmic reticulum membrane. The record is from RefSeq and is a predicted model, not a curated record. Gene Ontology annotation, biological process: fatty acid elongation; sphingolipid biosynthetic process; very long-chain fatty acid biosynthetic process. The coding region runs from base 1 to 663 and encodes 220 amino acids. Gene Ontology annotation, molecular function: 3-hydroxyacyl-CoA dehydratase activity. The transcript has 3 exons. NCBI's taxonomy places the organism in Eukaryota, Fungi, Ascomycota, Eurotiomycetes, Eurotiales, Aspergillaceae.
AUGUCCAAGACAGCACAGGAGGUAGGAAUUGAGGCGGAAAUGGCAAAAGCACAACCGCAAGCAUCUUCACCAAGUCGCAUCUAUCUCCUCCUUUACAAUGCCGCCUGCGCCGCCCUCUGGGCCUAUAUCCUCCUGCUCAGUGUGCCCACAUGGAUAUCAGCUGGUACCGCCCAAGUAUACAGCGCAGUCGAGCCUUGGGUUCGGCUUACGCAGAGCCUCGCUGUGGCGGAGAUCCUCCAUGCAGCGACGGGCAUCACCCGCGCUCCCGUCUUCACGACCUUCACGCAGGUCUUUGCGCGUUCUGUGCAGGUCUGGGCUAUCAAUCAUGCUUUUCCCGGGGUGACCGCACCGUCCGCAGGAUACCCCGCUAUGGUGACGGCAUGGGCGCUGGCGGAUACGGUGCGGUAUCUCUAUUUUGCUGUUAUGCUUGCGGAGUUUUCUAUCCCUCGGGGUUUGAAAUGGUUACGAUACUCGCUUUUCACUGUCUUGUAUCCGGUCGGCAUUGGGAGCGAGUGGUGGCUUAUGUAUCAGGCGACCACGGAGACCUCUAAUUGGGCAGUUCAAGCGCUGUUUUACUUUUUCCUGGGGCUGUAUAUUCCUGGUACUGUGAUGAUGUUCUCGUACAUGCUCAAGCAGAGGCGCAAAAUGCUGGCUAGCUUAUAG